CCUGCACCAUGCCGCGUUGUGAUAGGUGGGGGCGUCGUGCAGCUUGAGGCUUUGCGCAAGAUGGCGGCGCCGGAGCAUCGGGAGGAAUACCAUCUAUUGAAUGAAACUGAAGUCAGAUGGAAGAAUAGGAAUGAAUUUUGGAGUUCAUACUUCUGAGAGAACUUCACUAAUGAAGUCUGUGAGAUUUGAGACCAUGGAGACAUUGCCUGAACUCUAUGAAAUUUUCCAAGGAGAGGUUGCUACUGUAACAGAAUAUGGAGCAUUUAUAAAAAUUCCAGGCUGCAGAAAACAAGGUCUUGUUCAUAAAACCCACAUGUCAUCCUGCCGUGUGGAUAAGCCCUCGGAGAUGGUGGAUGUUGGAGACAAAGUGUGGGUGAAACUUAUUGGCAAAGAGAUGAAAGAUGACAAGUUGAAGCUGUCUCUUUCUAUGAAGGUUGUCAACCAAGGAACAGGAAAGGACCUAGACCCAAACAAUGUUUCCCUUGAACAAGAUGAACGGAAGAAACGUUCAUUCAGAGACUACACUAGUCAAAAGAUCACCCUUGAAGCUGUUUUGAACACCACUUGCAAGAAGUGUGGUUGCAAAGGUCAUUUUGCCAAAGAAUGUUUCAUGCAGCCUGGAGGGACCAAGUACAGUCUGAUACCAGAAGAGGAGGAAGCAGCAGAAGAAUGUGAAGGAGAUAAAAAGCCCAGUCAGCCUGACAGUUCUUCGAAGAAAAGAAAAAAGGAAAAGAAGAAGAAAAAGAAACACAAGAGCAAGCAGUCCUCCGAUUCCAACAGUUCAAAUAGCUCUGACUCGGACAGCGAUGGGGCUCAACCAGCCAGCAAGAGGGCCAAGCAUUCAGAGAAAGCUAGCAAGUCUCAGAAGAAGAAGAAAAAGAAGAAGCAUAAGAAAAAGCACAAAGAGUGAGAGGGUGGUCUCUAGCAAGGGACCUUGGCACGGUGAACUCCCUGUCUCCCUGCUCUAGCUUUCUGGAGUAAGCUGCCAGAAGAGAGCAGAACUCAGUUGAUACCUGCUUGUUCUAAGGACAAGGAAUUUUGUUCUACUCAAAGCAGUAUGCAGUUGUUGAUGUUAAAGAUGCUGACUUUGAAAUUAAUUAUCCACUAUUAAGCUAAAAGUGAGCUGCCAUUUUCUCCCACUGAGGGGCUAAUGGGUGUGCCUGCCAAAAUACAUUGAUUACACCCAUUCAUCAGCAACUCUCAUCCUGUAGCUUUAAGGUCCUUUAGGUUAGCUGCCAAUGGUACACUCAGUUUCUCUGGAACAGCCUUGGACCAGCUGUCAGGAGUAUGCAUGAUAUCAGUGCUAUAUCCAGUUGCCUGUGAAUAGAUGGAGCUAUGCCAUUCAGAUUUGGUCUCUCCAACCAGUCCCUUCAGAGCAUUUGAGGGGGAGCCAUUUCACAUCCUCUGAGCUGAUUGUCUGGUUGUGGAACCUCCUCCCUGCUGAUGCUUGCAUAGCAGUCACCUCUCUGCAUAUCAGGCUUUCUCUACACACUGGGAUUGUAUCAUAAUAAUUGUGCAGUUAGGGCUCCAAUUCAGCUACUGAUAGAACAACUGCUAGUGUGCACACAGUUUACUGGCAUAAAUGUCCUUUAUAUGCUAGAGCUUGUUUCCAUUCCCAUAGAGAAACGUCGUUCCUUAGACGAGGCACUGGUAUAACUGCGCCUGUUCUACAGGGGUUGAACUAUCUAUAUUACUAAGAAUGGUAUGGCUUUUAUGUGAGUCCAGCCCUCAGUGUCAUCUCCUCUGCCUGUAAGCAGUGAGAUGGUGGCAAUCAACUAAAUUAUGUUGAAGAGAGACUUGCAGUAAAUGUUAAUUGUGUUGGUACUGUUAGCUAUGUACAUUAUAAAAAAUACAUAAAUCUCUAAACUACUAAGUUG
This is a messenger RNA of Gavialis gangeticus (Gharial), 1877 nucleotides long. RefSeq names its product zinc finger CCHC-type containing 17 (gene ZCCHC17). NCBI's taxonomy places the organism in Eukaryota, Metazoa, Chordata, Crocodylia, Gavialidae. The coding region runs from base 101 to 910 and encodes 269 amino acids. Gene Ontology annotation, biological process: RNA stabilization. Gene Ontology annotation, molecular function: zinc ion binding; RNA binding. The record is from RefSeq and is a predicted model, not a curated record. The transcript is spliced from 8 exons.